Radiomyces spectabilis is the source of this 210-nucleotide messenger RNA. RefSeq lists its product as uncharacterized. Lineage: Eukaryota; Fungi; Mucoromycota; Mucoromycetes; Mucorales; Radiomycetaceae. Bases 1 to 210 code for a protein of 69 amino acids. The record is from RefSeq and is a predicted model, not a curated record. The transcript is spliced from 2 exons.
AUGAAGUCUAUCCUUUUCCUCACUGUUGCUGCCGUUUUCGUUGCCACUGUAUCUGCUGCCGGCAAGGGUGGAAGCCGUAUUGACGUUGACCAAGAGCUUGGUGGCUUCGGUAAUGAGGGUCAUGUCAGUGGUCUCUUGAACAACCUUCUCAAGGGUGGCCUCUUGGCUGACGCCAGCAAGGGUUCCGGUGGUUACCAGGAAGGCUUUUAA